Molecule: messenger RNA, 327 nt
Organism: Emiliania huxleyi CCMP1516
Lineage: Eukaryota; Haptophyta; Isochrysidales; Noelaerhabdaceae
Exons: 1
Coding region: 1-327 (108 amino acids)
Biological process (GO): protein catabolic process; proteolysis
Source: RefSeq, a predicted model, not a curated record
AUGGCGGACGCGAUGCCGCCGCGAGCGCGUGCGCCAACGAUGGACGCCACCUCGUCCGCUCGCGGCGAGCUGUGCAGCGUGCUCCUGAUGGACGACGGCUUCAACAUGCGGGAAUACGUGGCGCGGGUGCUGAUGAUGGUGUGCGAGCUCUCCGAAUCGGAGGCGGAUCGCUUGAUGAUGCAGGCCCAUUGGGAGUACAGCUCGGUCGUGGGCACGUGGGAGCGGCCUGUCGCGCAGCACAUUUGCGACGGGUUGAAGCAGGCCGGCCUGCAUGCGGCCAUCCAGCCAGAAUCUGCCAUCCAGACCGAUUCCGACGAGCCGUCUUGA